UGUCACACUUCCUUUUUCUAUUUAAAUCUAUUCGGGUUAGUAGUGGUUUAUUAAUAGCCGCGCUAAGUCGCUUGUAUUGCAGUUCUGUUUCAAUUGUAAAGCGUGGGCUAGUGUGUUGCGUCUAUUUUUUAUUAUUAUCAAUUUGGAUAACAUUCAAAAAUUCGGCAAUGGAUGCAAAAAGUGACGAAAUUCUCCCAAACCGAUGCGAAGUGUGCGAAAAGCCGGCCCUGCACAAGUGCGGAGGAUGCCACAAGGUCUACUAUUGCGAUAAAAAACACCAGAGAGAGCAUUGGAAGCAACACAAAAGUGUUUGCAAACCGUUCAAGAUAAGUGAAGAUGCGGUGUUGGGACGCCACUUGGUCGCAACCCGAGCCAUCAAACCGGGGGAAAUCAUCAUCCAAGAAGCCCCCCUGAUCUGGGGGCCUUCAUUCAACUCGAUUCCUAUUUGUUUGGGGUGCGGGAAAGCCAUCGAUGAAACGUGUAGUAAACCCUGCCAGAGAUGUGGAUGGCCCGUUUGUGGCGAUCUUUGCGAAAAAUCACCCUCGCACAUCCCCGAAUGCCGAUAUACGAGUCAAAGGGGUGAAAAAAUCGCAGUGAAAGUCUUCGGAGUACCCCAUCCCAUCUACAAGUGCAUCACAGUUCUGAGGUGUUUGUACCAGAAGCAAUUUCUACCAAAAGUUUGGAAAAAAUUGGAAACUUUAGAACACCAUUGGGAGGAGCACAAAUCAACGGCCAGUUACGAGAGCGAUCGAGUCACCAUCGCCGAGUUUAUCCGACGUUUCUUCAAGUUAGCGUCCAUCUUCAGCGAAGAAGAGAUCAUGAAAGUUCAUGGUAGUACUGUGGUCAAUGGCCACGAAGUACCCCUAACCGAGCCCUUCCACGUCGCUAUAUACUCCAGUGCUUCGAUGCUGGAACACAAUUGUGGCCCUAAUUGUAGUAAAAGUUUCACAAGUCAAGGCCACAUCCUCAUUUCAGCUGCCAAAAACAUUCAAGCUGGUGACCACUUGAGUAUUUGUUACAGUGACCCCUUAUGGGGUACCCCAAGUCGGCGGUACUUCCUCCAUGAAACGAAGUUUUUCUGGUGUCAUUGUGACAGAUGUGAGGACCCCACCGAGUUUGGUACUAAUUUCAGUGCCAUCAAAUGUUCAAAGUCCUGUGAGGGGUAUCUCCUUCCGGUCACCUUUACCGAUUUGCAGAAUUUGCCAGACUGGGUUUGUGGUAAAUGUGGUAAAACGAUGUCGUUUUACUCGGUUCAUGACACUCUUGAAAGAAUUGGACGCGAUCUUUAUGACUUGGAUAAGAGUAGUAUAGAAGAUUGCAAAGAUUUUUUAAAGACUCAUCAAGAGUUUUUACACGAAAAUCACUAUUACUGCACUGAGGUGAGGUACACUCUGUGUCAGUUAAUAGGGCAGAGGUUAUUACAAUUAACUUCCGAUGAGGAUUUAUCCUUGAAAUUGCAACACUGCACCAGUUUAGAGAAACUCCUGAAAAUCAUUGCUCCAGCUGAGAAGAGAGCUUUAGGGUUAAUUUUGUUUGAAAAACACGUUGCAGUUACUGAAAUUGCAAGAAGAGCAGGACUACAAAAAAUCACCGACUUGGAAGAAUCAAAAAAUAUACUUCUAGAAGUGGUAGAAUUACUCAAAAACGAACCUGAAGUUCUUCCCGAAGGAAAAAUAUGUAAACAAGCAGUUCAGAAACUGAAAGAUAUUGAAGCACUUUUACAAACAGAUAAAUAAAUCGAAGAAUUCAGUGUAUUUUCUCAAGAUUUGUUUUAAUUAACAGUUUUCUCACAAUUUGUUACAAUUUCUGAAAAAUAAACUUGUUAAUCUACAGUCAGAAAUAAUAAGAAAAUGUAAAAUAAAGAUAAUUUUAAAAAACUGUCCUAAUUUCUUUAAACGAAAAUGAUGUAAAAGUCGAUUUUUUGAUUUCGAUUUUCUCAGAUUUGUGUCAAAAAACAUAAAACGAGUUUUUAAAUAAACUUGGUUAUAUUCAACUAGUAGAUAUUUAUUAUUUUAUGCAUUAAAACUGAUCCAGCUUUAAUUUCGGUUAUUGGAUCCGAGCCAAAAUCUGUGUAAACAAUAAGUUGUUGAAGGAAAAUUAUAGUUAUCUCCGCAAUAAUGCGCGCGAUUUGCGUCAAAAUAAAUCAUUUGUUGAUAA
Messenger RNA from Tribolium madens (black flour beetle), 2157 nucleotides. RefSeq names its product SET domain-containing protein SmydA-8 (gene SmydA-1). Bases 168 to 1736 code for a protein of 522 amino acids. The record is from RefSeq and is a predicted model, not a curated record. The transcript has 5 exons. Gene Ontology annotation, molecular function: protein binding. Lineage: Eukaryota; Metazoa; Arthropoda; Insecta; Coleoptera; Tenebrionidae.